Gorilla gorilla gorilla (western lowland gorilla) is the source of this 6978-nucleotide messenger RNA. It is a transcript of the gene AUTS2, whose product is annotated as activator of transcription and developmental regulator AUTS2. The record is from RefSeq and is a predicted model, not a curated record. NCBI's taxonomy places the organism in Eukaryota, Metazoa, Chordata, Mammalia, Primates, Hominidae. The coding region runs from base 1291 to 5091 and encodes 1266 amino acids. The transcript has 19 exons.
GCGCGGGGUUGGGCUGAGGCGGGCGGCGGCGGCGGCGGUGGGCUGGCCGCGGAGGGGGAGGAGCGGGAGCUGCGCGAGGCAAGCAGGCGGGCGGGCGGAGGAUGGGGCAGUGCCCGGGCUCCCGCUGCAGCCGCCCGGGGACACGCCGUGCACCCUCCGGCUCGGGGCUUUCUCGGCGGCGGCGGCAGCAGCAGCAGCAGCAGCAGCGUUAGCCGCGGCGGCGAGAGCAGCGUUCCCGGCUGCGCUUCUCCCUCAGGCGGGGCGGCGAGAGAAGCGGCGGCGGCGGCGGCACACCGGUGUCUCUCCCGCUGGAGAUUUCUUUCUGCUUUCCUCAUCGACUGACUGACUCACCCCCUCCCUUUUUUGAGGAAGGGUGACCUCUUCUCUGGGACUGGAAAAAAUAUUUUUGUGAGGAGGGGGGCGGGUGGCAGCGACAGGGUUUGCUUCUUCUCUUCUUUCAUCUCCCUCUCCUCCCCCCUCGAAGACCGAAAAGCAAACCCCACAACUGCUCCAGCAGCAUCCUCCUUCCCUUCCUCCGCCUCCCUUCUCCUCCGCCGCUCGCAGUUUCGCCCUCUCCUCCGCUAAUGAUUGCAUUAUUAUGCUCCCCUCUCUGGGGGGUCUCGCCCCUCUUGGGUCGCUCCGGAGCCCCGGCCUCCCCUGGCUGCAUUUCUUAAAAAUUUGGGAGCCUGGGAGUGAGUUUUCUCCGAGGCGUGUGUGAGAGGCGGCGGGGGUGUUUUCCUGCGCGAGGGGCGGGUGAAGUUCAUUGCCCCCACUUUUCCCGCGACCUUUUUCGGACCCGAUUUUGGAUCGGGUUGAGGGGGGCGCGGGCGUUUUCGGGGGGCGGGGGGCGCGGCGGAGAAUGGCCGCGGGGAGGGCUCCCCGGAGCCUCCCAGUCUCUUGAUCAAAGCAUUCCGCUAUUCUGAUUUAUUGCCUGCUUGGUGAGUUAUUUUUUUUCCUGUAAAGGAGACCUGUGUGUUCAGCCAUUACUUUGCUCGGCGCUGCUCCCAGGCAUCUCCGACCCUCGGUGCUGUGGGGAGCCCCACACUUGGGCUCCUCGCCUCUCGCCCUCGCUCCCCGUCCCUCCUCCCCUCUCUCCGCCCCUUCCCCCUUUUCUUUCUCCUCUCUUUCUUCCCCUCUCUCCCUUCUUUCGGCCGCCGUCUCCCCCGCGCCCUCCUCGGGGCGGAGGGAAGCCGUGAAGGGGGAGGGAGGGCUCAGUGUCAAUUUUUUUUGUGUGUGGCCGCGGCCGUAGCCUGUGGCGGGCGAGCGGGGAGACCCCGGCGCAGCAGAGCCAUGGAUGGCCCGACGCGGGGCCAUGGACUCCGCAAAAAGCGGCGGUCGCGGUCGCAGCGAGACCGGGAGAGGCGCUCCCGGGGCGGGCUGGGGGCCGGCGCGGCCGGCGGCGGCGGGGCUGGCCGGACCCGGGCGCUCUCACUCGCCUCGUCGUCGGGCUCCGACAAGGAAGACAAUGGGAAGCCCCCGUCCUCCGCCCCGUCCCGGCCCAGACCCCCGCGGAGGAAGCGGAGAGAGUCCACCUCGGCAGAAGAGGACAUCAUUGAUGGAUUUGCCAUGACCAGCUUUGUCACUUUUGAAGCGCUGGAGAAAGAUGUAGCACUUAAGCCUCAGGAACGUGUGGAGAAACGCCAGACGCCCCUGACCAAGAAGAAACGAGAAGCACUUACCAAUGGCUUGUCCUUUCAUUCAAAGAAGAGCAGACUCAGCCACCCACACCACUACAGCUCAGAUCGAGAAAAUGACCGCAAUCUCUGCCAGCACCUUGGGAAGAGAAAGAAAAUGCCGAAGGCACUCAGACAGCUCAAGCCAGGACAGAACAGCUGCAGGGACAGUGACAGUGAAAGUGCCAGUGGAGAAUCAAAGGGCUUCCACCGGAGCAGCUCUCGGGAAAGGCUCAGUGAUAGUUCAGCUCCUUCCAGCUUGGGAACAGGCUACUUCUGUGACAGUGACAGUGACCAGGAAGAGAAGGCAUCAGAUGCCAGCUCUGAAAAACUCUUCAACACUGUUAUUGUAAACAAAGAUCCGGAGUUAGGUGUUGGCACGCUACCAGAACAUGACAGCCAGGAUGCAGGGCCAAUUGUCCCCAAGAUAUCGGGUCUAGAGAGAAGCCAGGAGAAGAGCCAGGACUGUUGCAAAGAGCCAAUCUUUGAGCCUGUGGUGCUUAAAGACCCCUGCCCUCAGGUCGCACAGCCAAUACCCCAGCCCCAGACGGAGCCCCAACUCCGAGCUCCUUCUCCGGACCCUGACUUGGUGCAGCGUACAGAGGCCCCACCUCAACCCCCACCUCUGAGUACACAGCCACCACAGGGCCCUCCUGAGGCCCAGCUCCAGCCUGCCCCACAGCCUCAGGUGCAGAGGCCACCCAGGCCACAGUCCCCCACCCAGCUGCUCCAUCAGAACCUCCCACCUGUGCAGGCCCACCCCUCUGCUCAGAGCCUCUCCCAGCCAUUGUCAGCCUACAACAGCAGUAGCUUAAGCCUCAACAGUUUAAGCAGCAGCAGAAGCAGCACUCCAGCGAAGACUCAGCCCGCCCCUCCUCACAUCUCCCACCACCCCUCUGCCUCCCCGUUCCCCCUCUCCCUGCCCAACCACAGCCCCCUGCACAGCUUCACACCCACCCUCCAGCCCCCCGCACACUCACAUCACCCCAAUAUGUUUGCCCCUCCCACUGCUCUGCCUCCUCCACCACCACUGACAUCAGGAAGUCUGCAGGUGGCCGGACACCCGGCCGGGAGCACUUACUCAGAGCAAGACAUCUUGCGACAGGAACUGAACACUCGUUUUUUGGCCUCUCAGAGUGCUGACCGCGGGGCUUCCCUGGGCCCUCCGCCCUACCUGCGGACCGAGUUCCAUCAGCACCAGCACCAGCACCAGCACACCCACCAGCACACGCACCAGCACACCUUCACGCCGUUCCCCCACGCCAUCCCACCCACCGCCAUCAUGCCGACGCCAGCACCUCCCAUGGUGCGUACCCCAGGCAGAAAUUUUGACAAAUACCCUACAAAAGUUGACCCAUUCUACCGGCACAGUCUCUUCCAUUCCUAUCCUCCUGCAGUGUCGGGCAUCCCCCCUAUGAUCCCACCCACUGGCCCUUUUGGUUCACUACAAGGAGCAUUUCAGCCGAAGACAUCCAACCCUAUCGAUGUCGCUGCUCGGCCUGGGACAGUCCCACACACUUUACUCCAAAAGGACCCGAGGUUGACAGAUCCUUUCAGACCUAUGUUAAGGAAACCAGGGAAGUGGUGUGCUAUGCAUGUUCACAUCGCCUGGCAGAUUUACCACCACCAACAGAAAGUCAAGAAACAGAUGCAGUCAGACCCACAUAAGCUGGACUUUGGACUGAAACCUGAGUUCUUGAGCCGCCCUCCAGGCCCCAGUCUUUUUGGAGCCAUCCACCACCCCCAUGACCUGGCACGGCCUUCAACUUUGUUCUCUGCCGCUGGUGCUGCACACCCAACUGGGACCCCUUUUGGGCCACCUCCUCAUCACAGCAACUUCCUCAACCCUGCUGCCCACCUAGAGCCUUUUAAUCGGCCGUCUACAUUCACAGGCCUAGCAGCAGUUGGUGGCAAUGCCUUCGGGGGACUUGGAAAUCCUUCCGUUACACCCAACUCAAUGUUCGGCCACAAGGAUGGCCCCAGUGUGCAGAACUUUAGCAACCCUCACGAACCCUGGAACCGGCUGCACCGAACGCCUCCGUCGUUCCCGACCCCUCCGCCCUGGCUGAAGCCAGGGGAGCUGGAGCGCAGCGCGUCCGCUGCAGCUCAUGACAGAGAUAGAGAUGUAGAUAAACGAGACUCAUCUGUUAGUAAAGAUGACAAAGAAAGGGAAAGCGUCGAGAAGAGACACUCCAGCCACCCUUCACCAGCACCUAUCCUCCCGGUGAAUGCCCUGGGACAUACCCGCAGCUCCACUGAACAGAUCCGGGCUCAUCUGAACACUGAGGCUCGGGAGAAGGACAAACCCAAAGAGAGGGAGAGAGACCACUCGGAAUCCCGCAAGGACCUGGCCGCCGACGAGCACAAGGCGAAAGAGGGUCACCUGCCCGAGAAGGAUGGGCACGGCCACGAGGGGCGCGCCGCGGGUGAAGAGGCCAAGCAGCUGGCCCGGGUGCCGUCUCCCUACGUGCGGACCCCGGUGGUGGAGAGUGCCAGGCCCAACAGCACCUCGAGCCGGGAGGCCGAGCCGCGCAAGGGUGAGCCGGCCUACGAGAACCCCAAGAAGAGCUCCGAGGUCAAGGUGAAGGAGGAGCGGAAGGAAGACCACGACCUGCCUCCAGAGGCCCCGCAGACCCACCGGGCCUCGGAGCCGCCGCCUCCCAACUCCUCGUCCAGCGUGCACCCGGGGCCCCUGGCCUCGAUGCCCAUGACAGUGGGGGUGACGGGCAUUCACCCCAUGAACAGCAUCAGCAGCCUGGACAGGACUCGCAUGAUGACCCCCUUCAUGGGCAUCAGCCCCCUCCCGGGCGGAGAGCGCUUCCCGUACCCUUCUUUCCACUGGGACCCCAUCCGGGACCCCUUGAGGGAUCCUUACCGAGAACUUGACAUUCACCGGAGAGACCCGCUGGGCAGGGACUUCCUACUAAGGAACGACCCGCUCCACCGGCUCUCGACUCCCCGGCUGUACGAAGCCGACCGCUCCUUCAGGGACCGGGAGCCUCACGACUACAGCCACCACCACCACCACCACCACCACCCGCUGUCUGUGGACCCUCGGCGGGAGCACGAGCGGGGAGGCCACCUGGACGAGCGGGAGCGCUUGCACAUGCUCAGAGAAGACUACGAGCACACGCGGCUCCACUCCGUGCACCCCGCCUCCCUCGACGGACACCUCCCCCACCCCAGCCUCAUCACCCCGGGACUCCCCAGCAUGCACUAUCCCCGCAUCAGCCCCACCGCGGGCAACCAGAACGGACUCCUCAACAAGACCCCUCCGACAGCAGCGCUGAGCGCACCUCCCCCGCUCAUCUCCACGCUGGGGGGCCGCCCGGUCUCUCCCAGAAGGACGACUCCUCUGUCCGCAGAGAUAAGGGAGAGGCCCCCUUCCCACACGCUGAAGGAUAUCGAGGCCCGAUAAGCCGAGAACAGGAGCAAGAACGAGGAAGAAGAAACCCUAGGCAGACACCAGGCCAGGCUUGAGAGACAGAACUCCUGCAUGGCUCACACAGACUGGGGGGGGAAAGCCCCACCCCUUCCCCUUGUAAAAAAUGUAUAGACUCAGUGCACAUUUUGAAAUGUUUUGUAUAUUAUAUGUUGAGAUUUUUCAGAUCUUUUAGCCCAGUCAUAUGUUCUCACGUCUCCUACUUUUUGUUUCUCGUAUAAAACUUUUUGAUUUGAACCAAAACAGUGAAGAUGACAACACACACCAAUUGGAUGAUAAUUGUGGGGGGGGGGGCGGGGGGGGGGGAGAAGUCCACGCCAUCCAUCAUGCAAAAUUCUUUCAGAUGAGGUGGGAAGGCCGUGUACAUAGUUAUGUAAAAAGAGAUUGCUUCAUGAGCUAAUGGUUCAUAUAUGCAAAAGGGUAAGAUGAAAGCUUUACUUUGUACAAAUGUAAAUAGAUAAAGAUUAAGUAACAUUAAUACAUUAAUACUUCUUAAAAUGUGCUAUUUGCAAACUUACUUACUUAAUAUCAGUGAACACAGUCGGCUAAGGCUGUGUUCCCAUAUAUUGUUAUAGACAGCUAAACCCUUCAACUAUGCAAUGAAUGUUCGGGCUUUUCACAAAAGCCCGCCUAACUCAAAGGAGCCUUUUCAAAUCCAUUUACAACAUACUUAAGGUCAUAUUUUCCCUGAACAAGCGCUUACGUGAUAUGACUCUGUUUUCCUUGCUUGUUUUUUUUCAAACGGAGAAACAUCCUGUUUUGGAAAUUGGACCCCAGGCUGGAACUUAGCAUCUGAAGUUGCCGCUUGUGGGCUCUGGGGGAAAGUGUAGCCCCGGAGAGGUAACUGAGGACAUGAGCAACCGGUGCCAGGGAGGGUGGGAUUUGCCAGAUGCCAAAAUCAGGGGACGGGUGGUGGUGUCUGUCAGACACACACAGGUCGCCAGUGACUUCACACACACCUCAUGUGAGAACCAUGCCUUUUUUAGUGUGUCCUAUUUCAUACCUGUACACACUUCCUCGUUUUGUAAUGAGAUUUACUUACACCCAAACAGAUCCUGAAAGAAAGCUUCAAGUUUUCUCAGAUGAUGGAUAUGUUUUCACUGUAUUCAAUAACUGACGGAUGUAAGGUGCACGUUUCCUGAUGUGACGCACUGUAUUCCAGCUGGUGAUCAAGUCUGGGAACAGCCAUAACAGGUCAACCUUGUGGAGCCAUCGCGAGUUAGAGGGUGAAAGAUGGCAGAAAAAAAAGUCUUGUGUGUGAGUGUGUUUUUUGAGUUUGCAUCAAUCUUAAUGUCUCUUCAUAAUACUUUUAUAAUACAUUAAGCCUCUUGUCUACAUAUUUGGAGAGAAUAUGACUUUACUAGCAGAGAAAUACAAUAUAUCUUGUCUACUGGACUGUAAAAUAUAUGUAUGAAAUAAAAUUAGUUCCAUUUGGUCUUCUAGUAUAUUAAAGUGCUAUCUGACGUUGUUAUCCUGUUUUUGCAAAAAAAAAAAAAAAAAGUUAACUACAGACCAUUGUUUCUAAUAAGCAGAGAGAUCUAUUUUAGUAGUAAACUGAAGGUUUAGUUGUGAGCUUCAGAUUUUGUGAACUCCAGAUGUUGUGCGGUGUUUUUUUUUUUUUUUAAGACAACAACUAAAAAAAAUCCAAGGAAUAUGUACACUGGAACUGUAGUGGUAGCUUUCAGUAUUGUAAAGAGAUUGUUCUAUACGGACCUUUUUGCUGUUUAUCCUGUAUGUAAUAAAGUCCUUUCUAGAUCCUAUGUGAAAAGAAAAGUGAAGCAACUGAAUCUUCAGCAUGUUCUCAUCGGCGGAGCCUUCUUGUGUAAUGUAAACUGUGCCAUGUUAUUAAAAAAUGUGAACUAA